UGAUUCAAUUAUUGCUGGUUAACUUAUGAUAAAUAGAACAUAUAUUUCCUCUAUCUUGUAUUCGAGUAGCUGUAGCUACCUAGCGCCAGGUUAAGCCUUAAGCCUGAGCCUGGCCUAGGCAGGGAAUGGCAUCAUCUAAAAAUCGAGCCAGUAAAAGAGCUACUCACCACACUGUGUCAGUAAACAAUUCAAUGUAUGUGUGGGCUGGCAAUCAGGGUAGGCUACCUGAAGUACAUGAUGGUGAAGAAAAGAGAUGGUUUACUAGUAAUGUACAGCAGUUUACUCCUUCAACUGGUCAAUGGCUCACUAGAAGUACUACUGGUACUCCUCCAUUAGGAGUAUGUGGAUAUUGCUGUACUGCAAUAAAUGAUGUAUUGUAUUAUUUUGGGGGUUAUUGUGGCCAUGAUUUCUGUUAUCACAACAGCAUUACACAACUGGAUACUAUCAGUCUUCAAUGGAGAGAAUUAGAAUCAACUGACGCCACUAGAUCAGUUAUGAGGAGAGCCUUUGGUGGAAUGCUAUCAUUUGAUCAGGAUGGAGUGCACUACCUACUAAUCAUAGGAGGAAAAGGAUCUAAACCAGCUGUACAACUACAAUAUAACAAAUAUAUUGAGUUCACUGAUGGAAGGUGGCGUACUAAUGAGCAAUCAAUAUAUAACAUAUCAUUAAGAAAAUGGAGUGCUCCUUCAAUAAUAGGUCGGUGUAUACCGUCUGCUUCUGGCUUCAUCAUUGAAAAGAUCAACAACACUAGAGCUGUUCUGUUUGGUGGACUAGAGACUAAUGAUGACGCUAUGUCUACUUUUACUAACUACAUUUAUAUAAUAGAAGUAUCAGUUGGCACUCUGUUCUGGCAGUGUAUUAAGAAACCCGAAGCAAUAUGCCAAUGGCCUAUGCAUAGAUAUAAUCAUGCAGGUGCUAUUAUUAUAGCUGGACCAGGUUGUUUUAUGCUAGUGAUAAGUGGCGGGAGUAACAGCAGUGGUGACACAUUAGAUGAUUGUUGGAUCUUGAACACCACUCAAUUUUCGUGGAUAAAAUUAGAUGUACCUCACUCUGUUAGCAAAAGAAUGGCUCAUUCUCUGUCAGUGUAUAUUAUGAGUCCUCAUUGUGUUUGGAUGCUAACUGUUGGAGGAAUCAUUGAUGACAAAUGCGAACUUGUUGCUAAUCCUAACAUUGCUUUGUUAACUAAAUUGGUUACUAACAAUAAGGGAGAAUGGAUAGUAACUGAUACAUUAGAUACCAAUGUUAUAAAUAAUAAAGAGUACAAAAAGAAGUAUCAGGAGGUAGCACUUCUUGCAAGAAGAGUGUGGUUGGAGGAGUACCAGAAACCAAGGAAAGGAGGUACAGCCGAUAUUGAACAAACAGUACAAGCUCUUAUGAAGAAUCUUGAAGAGAAGGAGAAAAAAUUAAAAGAAAAGGAAAGAGAGCUACAGGAGAAGGAUAGAGAGCUAUGUCAGUCUCAAGAAGCAAUUUAUAGGUACCAGCAACAAGUAGAGCUUACAGAUGGUCACUGGGUUAUUAAUAAAGAUGAGGUGACUUUGACAAAAGAGGAGUUAGGAAGAGGAUCUUAUGCUGUCGUUACAGUUGGUAUCUUUAGAGGUUUAAGAGUAGCUGUUAAGUCACUUCAUGCUAUCAUCAUUUCAGAUUAUAAUCAAGGUCUCUUCUGUAGGGAAAUGAGCAUAGCAUCACAAGUACGUCAUCCUAACCUUGUCCAGUUUAUUGGUGCAACUAAAGUGGGUAAUCCUCUCAUUGUGACUGAGCUGAUGAGCACUAGUUUUAAUUAUGUGCUGCAAAGAAACCGAUUAACUAAUCAACAAAUUCUUAGUAUUGCCCAAGAUGUAGCUUUAGGCCUUAACUACCUUCAUCUGUUUCAACCUCAGCCUAUUAUUCGCAGAGAUGUUAGCAGUCCUAACGUACUAUUAAAGCUUUGCACUGGACCUGCUGGUUAUCAAGCUAAAGUAGCAGAUUAUGGUACAGCUAAAUUGCAAGAAGGCACUAGCACUGGUACUGUCAUGCCAGGCAAUCCAGCAUAUGCUGCACCAGAAGCUCCUAUUCCUGAUCAACACAGCCCAGCAAUGGACAUCUAUAGUUACUCUGUUCUUCUUAUAGAAAUGAACUUACGCCGUCCACCAGAAAUGACAACAGCAGAGAGACGACGACAAGCUGGUAAUGUUUCCUGGUUUGAUAUGAAAUCUCUGAUACAAAGAGGGCUUCAUGCUAAUCCUAGAUUUCGUCUUACUAUGGCUCAAGUAGUGAAAACAUUGAAUGAGAUGAGAUUUGAUUGAUCGAUUAUUAAUAUUGUUGUUGUUAAUGUGGUCAAGAGUAGAUUUACUCUUGCUGUGGUUAAAAUGUUUUUGUUGUAUUAUUUUUAUUUAAUACUGCUGCUUUUUAGUUUGAUUAA
This is a messenger RNA of Amphimedon queenslandica, 2398 nucleotides long. RefSeq lists its product as uncharacterized. Bases 126 to 2282 code for a protein of 718 amino acids. The record is from RefSeq and is a predicted model, not a curated record. Lineage: Eukaryota; Metazoa; Porifera; Demospongiae; Haplosclerida; Niphatidae. Gene Ontology annotation, molecular function: protein binding; ATP binding; protein kinase activity. The transcript is spliced from 6 exons. Gene Ontology annotation, biological process: protein phosphorylation; necroptotic signaling pathway.